This is a messenger RNA of Eublepharis macularius, 4388 nucleotides long. RefSeq names its product zinc finger protein 665-like. NCBI's taxonomy places the organism in Eukaryota, Metazoa, Chordata, Lepidosauria, Squamata, Eublepharidae. Gene Ontology annotation, biological process: regulation of DNA-templated transcription. The record is from RefSeq and is a predicted model, not a curated record. The transcript has 3 exons. Bases 7 to 2199 code for a protein of 730 amino acids.
GGAGCCAUGGAGGUCUGCGGGGCUGUUUCCCUCCCUCGGCUGGAGGGGGACUUUGGCCUCCGCCCCUCUGCGGGAAAGGCAUUCCCGAAGUCCUUUCUGGAAGUAGCCGUGUUCUUCACGGAGGAGGAAUGGGCUCUCCUGGGUCCAGGCCAAAGAAAACUCUACUGGGAAGUGAUGCAGGAGAAUUACGAGACCGUGGCCUCCCUCGAUGUGAGGGACACGGAAACUGAGAAGGAACAAGACAAGUUGAUUGUGGAAAGAGAUGUAGAUCUGCAGAUAGAAGCAAAAUUUGAGGUUCAAAUGGUACCCAAGAGAGAGUUGAUAAGCAAAAGGAAAGCAAAAGAGAAGCAGAGAAAAGAAUCGGUAGCCCAUCAGAGCAGGAAGCUGCGUGAGUUCUCAGCCCAAGGUGAAAUACAGAAGAGAAAGAGAAGACAUAAGUGCCCACUGAUUGAGAAAGGGUUGAACUGCAAACUCAGAGUUAAAAAAUAUCAGAACAUUACAACAUGCUGGAAAAGAUGUACAUGCUUGGAGUGUGGAAAGAUGUUUCAGAAUAGGAAGGUAGCUAAACAUCAGAGGAUGCAUAGGGGAGAAAAGCCCUAUAGAUUCUUGGAGUGUGGGAAUAACUACUCUCAGAAUAACACCCUAACUAAACAUCAAAAGAUUCCCUCAGGGGAGAAGCUAUAUAAAUGCUUCAAGUGUGGAGAGAGCUCCCCUUGUGUUAGUGAUGUCACUAGACAUCUUAAGAUAUAUAAAGGAGAAAAACCAUAUAAAUGCUUGGAAUGUGGAAAGAGCUUCUCUCUGAAGGGCUACCUAACAAAACAUCGCACGGUCCACACAGGGGAGAAUCCAUAUAAAUGCUUGGAGUGUGGGAAGAGCUUCUCUAGGAAUCACAGCCUAGCCUUGCAUCAAAGGGUACACACAGGGGAGAAGCCUUAUAAAUGCUUGGAGUGUGGGAACUGCUUCUCUCAUAGUAGCAACCUAAGCACACAUCGAAGGGUUCACUCAGGGGAGAAGCCAUAUAAAUGCUUGGAGUGUGGGAAGAGCUUCUCUCUGAAGGGCAACCUAAGUAUCCAUCAAAAGAUCCACACAGAGGAGAAGCCAUAUAUAUGCUCAGAAUGUGGGAAGAGCUUCUCUCAGAAUAGAACGUUAACUAGACAUCGAAGGGUUCACACAGGGGAGAAGCCUUAUAAAUGCUUAGAAUGUGGGAAGACCUUCUCUUGGCAUAGUACCCUAAGUAGCCAUCAAAAGGUUCACACAGGGGAGAAGCCAUAUAAAUGCUUAGACUGUGGGAAAAGCUUCUUUCGGAAUAGUACCCUAAGUAGCCAUCAAAAGGUUCACACAGGGGAGAAGCCAUAUAAAUGCUUGGAAUGUGGGAAGAGCUUCUCUCGGAAGAGCCAGGUAACUAGACAUCAAAAGGUUCACACAGGGGAGAAGCCGUAUAAAUGCUUCGAGUGUGGGAAGAGCUUCUCUCUGAAGGGCAACCUAAGUAUCCAUCAAAAGAUCCACACAGAGGAGAAGCCAUAUAUAUGCUCAGAAUGUGGGAAGAGCUUCCCUCAGAAUAGCAAGUUAACUAGACAUCAAAGGGUUCACACAGGGGAGAAACCUUAUAAAUGCUUAGAAUGUGGGAAGACCUUCUCUUGGUAUAGUACCCUAAGUAGCCAUCAAAAGGUUCACACGGGGGAGAAGCCAUAUAAAUGCUUAGACUGUGGGAAAUGCUUCUUUUGGCAUGGUAACCUAAGGAGCCAUCAAAAGGUUCACACAGGGGAGAAGCCAUAUAAAUGCUUGGAGUGUGGGAAGAGCUUCUCUCGGAGGACCAACCUAAGUAUCCAUCAAAAGAUCCACACAGAGGAGAAGCCAUAUAUAUGCUCAGAAUGUGGGAAGAGCUUCCCUCAGAAUAGCAAGUUAACUAGACAUCGAAGGGUUCACACAGGGGAGAAACCUUAUAAAUGCUUAGAAUGUGGGAAGACCUUCUCUUGGUAUAGUACCCUAAGUAGCCAUCAAAAGGUUCACACAGGGGAGAAGCCAUAUAAAUGCUUAGACUGUGGGAAAUGCUUCUUUUGGCAUGGUAACCUAAGGAGCCAUCAAAAGGUUCACACAGGGGAGAAGCCAUAUAAAUGCUUGGAGUGUGGGAAAAGCUUCUCUCGGAAGACCAACCUAAGUAGACAUCAAAAGAUUCACACAGGGGGAGAAGCCAUAUAAGUGCUUAGAAUGUGGAAAGAGCUUUAGUGGGAGAAGGAUCCUUAACUUACACCACAAGAUUCACACAGAAGAAUAAUUGUCCAAUCAAGUCAGCGUGUGGAAAACCAAUCAAAGUGGCUGGACUGGGCUGCUUGUAGCUAUGAUGUGAUUUAUGGUCGCUGCCCUGGCAAGGAACAUCUUUCUGCCUAAUUUCCUCCUUUUCCUCCAUCCCCCCUCCUUUCUUUUUGUUAGCUUCAAAUAUAUGUACGUUGCACCCCUGGUGAACAAACAUACAUAUUUUUCUGUGUAUUCUCUUCAAGCUUCUCAUGUUAAUGGAUCAUUCACCAAGCUGGUGAGAUUGAUUAAGGCCUCCUAUUACCAUAAAGAAAAUGACAAGUGCUAUAACUUUCUAGUGGAAAUAAUUUUGAUUCUAUUUCAAAAAUUGUGAUAUUGUAGAUUAAACUUCUAUCCUCCCCCUCAACGAUCAAUAACUCAUGUAACGUAUCAUCUUCUUUAUCUCUUAGGGCUAUCUUAGGUGGUUUGCUAUUUUGAUUCUUUUGUGUAAAAAAUGAAUAGGUGUCUCCUGCUUGGACAAGGGUGCUCUCAUCUCUGUUCCCUCAGUUUAGAUCGGCUGGUGGCAUUGGAGAGCCUGGAAUGUAUCAAAUGCAUUUGGCAGUUUUUACUUCUCUCAGUAUCAUGGGAAGAUCACCCCUUGUUUUCAGUGCAGUUCAUGUGAUGCAAGGCUUCUGUUUCCAGUGGCUCAAUGCUGUAGAACUGGCAUUGGAACAGGACCAGGGAAGACAAUUCAAGAGCACCUGGAUAUCUGCUGUUCAUUAUGUGUCAUCUCAUGCCUCAAAAGGCUCAGCUUUAAGCACGUAAAUCCAAAUGGAGAGGUUUUUAUUGUCAUGUGUGAAGUUGCCUGGAAACGUUUGUGCUUCUUCUCAACCAAGAAAAUAGAGGUGAAACUCCAGCUCAUCCUGAAGUAGCCAGACAAAUAAAUCGACCCUGUCUGAGAAAUUGUUCCCCUCAGAUGGAAAGAGCUGGUAUGGAGCCACCAUCAGAAGAUGAAUAAUGGCUGCCUGAUGGAUUCCAGCCAUUUUAACUUACCUGAGAGCAGAUGAGAAAAGUCUACAGAAUAUCUAUCAAUAUCGACUUGAGACUUUUGAAAUUCAUGAAGAGAAACCAUUGUCCUGCUAAUCGUACUAUAUAACUGAGUAAGCAUAUUCAAGAUAACUAACUCACUUCUUAUCCUGGUGCACCACCAGAUGGAGCUGCCGUGGAGGGAAGCCCAGGCAAGACACCAUGUCCCUCUCGAGAACAUGCCAUGGCGGGAAGCCCAGGCUGGGAUCAGGCUGGGAGCAGGUGACAAUGCCAGCCCCAACCUUAAUGCAGCUGAAAUUAGGAGCGGAGCAGGGUGCAAUGUUCACCUCCCCUUAACCUAGCUGGGAUCAAGAGCAGAUGGCAAUGCCCACCCUCUCUUUCACCUUGCUGGGAAUAGGAGCUGAAGAGGUGGAAAUGCCCACACCCGUCUUAACCUAUCUGGUAUUAGGAACAGAGCAGACGGCAGUGCCUUUCCCCCAUCACCAAUUCAGGGAUCAUUUGUUCACUGGCUAUUUUUGUAUUAUAUAAUAGCCAGGACUGACAUUAGACAACACCGAACUCCCCAGCAGGAGCCUACUUAAAGUAACAGGGAGUAUAUAGGAGCACAUCCCUAAAGCAACAGAUCGUACAUAAAGCAACACAGUGGUGACGUCUGUGGUGAAGCAUCUGUUUGACAGCUUCUCCCUACAAUCAGCCUUCCUAAAGGGCUUUGUGUAUGAAAGCCAAGUCCUUGACUUGGCCCAGGAACUGAUGGGAACUGAUGGGUAUCUGGUGUGGAGUAAGUAGUAAAACCCACCAUCCCUUCCCAUGGCUGAAAUCAGGAGUGGAGCAGGUAGCCAUGCCCAUCCUCUCCUUCACCAGCCUGGAUCAGUGUUGGAGGAGGAGGGAAUGCCUGCCUGCGCUCCCUCCCCUUUCUAAAGCCCAUUCUAUUUUUCCCCACAACGGGCUUUGUUGCUAGUAGAUUCAUGAAUGGCUUGCUUUGUGCUUUUCUGUUUUGCAUUUCAGAAUUUUUUUCCUGUUUCCAGUCCUAGGAGGACAGUUGAUGCAUUUCAGGUAUUAACCACCUGUUAUCUAUGUAUUCUCAAGUAAUUUCCAAUCUAGUAAAUCAA